AUGCGAGAGAUAUCUAAUUCCGAGAUGGCAGGAUCUUCAACUGGAUUCAACGAUAACAGUUCGGAUAACGGUAUCAAAAAUGUUGUUCAUGAGGAGAGUAAACUAGAAGAACAAAGUAUAUCGAGUAAAGAUGCUUACGAUGCGUACGGUGGUACAGGUGAAGGUCAUUUGCGUAAAUCAUUCUCUCUAUGGUCGAUUUUAGGUGUUGGGUUCGGGUUGACGAAUUCUUGGUUUGGUAUCUCGGUAUCCAUGGUUACUGGUAUCUACUCUGGUGGUCCAAUGAUGGUCGUAUACGGUAUCAUUAUCAUUGCCUUGAUCUCUAUCUGUAUUGCUGUGACUCUAGGUGAGUUGUCUUCUGCUUUCCCACACGCUGGUGGUCAGUUCUGGUGGUCGUUGCAGUUGGCUCCACCAAAAUACAGAAGACUAGCUGCUUAUCUAUGUGGUUCUUUUGCAUGGGCAGGUGCGAUUUUCUCUAGUGCAUCUACCACACUUUCAGUUGCUUCUGAAUUGGUAGGCAUGUACGCUUUGACCCAUCCAGAUUUUGAAGUCAAGAGAUGGCAUGUAUUCGUAUGUUUCCAAAUCUUGCACUUGUUCUUGAUGAUGUUCAACUGUUCUGGUAAGGCUUUGCCAGUCAUUUCUCAAUCGUCAUUGUACAUCUCAUUGAUUUCAUUUUUCACCAUUACAGUGACCGUGCUAGCUUGUUCCCAUGGUAAAUAUAACGAUGCCAAGUUCGUUUUUGCUACUUUCUAUAACGAAACUGGCUGGAAAAAUGGAGUCAUUGCCUUCAUUGUCGGUUUAAUCAACCCGGCAUGGUCCUUCUCUUGUCUAGAUUGUGCCACUCACAUGGCUUUUGAAGUGGAAAACCCUGAAAGAGUGAUUCCGAUCUCUAUUCUAUGUACAGUGGGCAUUGGAUUCCUUACUUCUUUCAGUUACGUCAUCGCUAUGUUCUUCUCUUUACAAGAUCUAGAGGCUGUUGCUUCAUCCAAUACCGGAAUGCCAAUCUUGGAAAUUUUCCGUCAAGCUACCAAAUCUACUCCAGGUGCUGUAGUGUUGGGUUGCCUCAUCCUUUUCACCUCAUUUGGAUGUGUUAUUGCAUGCCAUACAUGGCAAGCAAGAUUGUGUUGGUCAUUUGCUAGAGACAACGGUAUCCCAUACUCUAAAUACUGGGCUAAAAUUGAUCCUGAAUUGGGUGUGCCAUUGAACGCGCACUUGCUGUCAUGUGCCUUGAUUUCGCUAUUGGGUUGCUUAUACAUGGCUUCCACCACCGCUUUCAAUUCUUUAAUUACUGGGUGUAUUGCGUUCUUAUUGUUCUCAUACAGUGUUCCGGUCGUAUGUCUGUUGGCGCGUAAACGUAAUAUUAAACAUGGCCCAUUUUGGCUAGGAAAAUUCGGAGCGUUCUCCAAUAUCGUUUUAUUGGGUUGGAAUCUUUUCGCUUUAGUCUUUUUCUGUUUCCCAGCUGUCAUGCCAGUGACAAAAGAUAACAUGAAUUAUGCAUCAGUCGUCAUUGUUGGGUUCCUAUUAUUCUACUUAGGAUUCUGGCAAUUUAAGGCAAAGAAAGUUUUCUAUAUCAGAGAAGAUGAAAACACCGAUAGCAAUCAGGAGUCAGUAACAACUGAAGCUUUCCAUGCUUAUGAUGCUAAAUGA
Kluyveromyces lactis is the source of this 1644-nucleotide messenger RNA. It is a transcript of the gene HNM1, whose product is annotated as Hnm1p. The transcript has a single exon. Gene Ontology annotation, biological process: amino acid transport; transmembrane transport. Bases 1 to 1644 code for a protein of 547 amino acids. Gene Ontology annotation, cellular component: membrane. Gene Ontology annotation, molecular function: transmembrane transporter activity. The record is from RefSeq and is a predicted model, not a curated record. NCBI's taxonomy places the organism in Eukaryota, Fungi, Ascomycota, Saccharomycetes, Saccharomycetales, Saccharomycetaceae.